Molecule: messenger RNA, 2124 nt
Organism: Perca flavescens (yellow perch)
Lineage: Eukaryota; Metazoa; Chordata; Actinopteri; Perciformes; Percidae
Gene: gosr2
Product: golgi SNAP receptor complex member 2
Exons: 7
Coding region: 430-1068 (212 amino acids)
Biological process (GO): intra-Golgi vesicle-mediated transport; vesicle fusion
Cellular component (GO): SNARE complex; late endosome membrane; Golgi apparatus
Molecular function (GO): SNAP receptor activity; SNARE binding
Source: RefSeq, a predicted model, not a curated record
CUACAUCUUCUUUACUCUGAGCAACAGGUUAAAGCUGUGCACAUCCAACCAAUGCCCUGGGGAUGUGUUAUGACAACCGAAAACGGUGAACAGCGAGAGCAAGAAGUGGCAUGAACAGAUCUCAAGGUUUCUGACAUGUGGGGGUGGGUGAAAAGGACCUCUGUUGAGAAGUGUCUAGCCUGAAGAUACAACCAUCAACUCAAGUACCAUCAGGCAGCCACGGAAAACUGCCUGGGCCGACUUCUGACUGCUGCGUUGAAUGAGGUGACGCGGCAGAACUUCCGCUUUCCUAUUUCCGUACACAAACGCUCUGCUGAUGACGUGUACACUCCACCACCGUUAGCUGGCUAGCUAGCUAGCUUAGCCACCUGUCAGAAUAAAGUAACGCUACAACGCAAGGGGAAACAGUGCUUCAACAAAUCACGGAAGAUGGAGACGCUUUACCAUCAGACAAACAAGCAAAUCCAAGAGGUGCAGUCUCUUAUGGGACAUCUGGAGAAGACGGAUCGUCAGUCAGUCCACUUGUUAGAGAAUGAAUUGCAGACUAGAAUCGACCAGAUCUUCAAUCAUUUAGAACGCCUCGAGAUCCUGGCCAGCAAGGAACCACCAAACCGCCGCCAGAAUGCCAAAUUGCGAGUGGACCAGCUUAAGUAUGAUGUCCAACACCUUCGAACUGCCCUGCAAAAUUUCCAGUACAGAAGCUACGCCAGAGAGGCCCAGGAGAGAGAGAGGGAGGAACUAAUGAGCCGUACCUUCACGACCAACGACGCAGAUACCUCCAUCCCCAUAGAUGAGACCCUACAGUUAAACUCCAACUUGCACAACGCACACAGAGGCAUGGAUGACCUCCUGGGCAGCGGCAGUAGCAUUCUCAAUGGUCUGAGAGAUCAAAGAUCUACACUAAAGGGGACCCAUAAGAAGAUGUUGGAUGUGGCCAACAUGCUGGGGCUGUCUAACACAGUGAUGCGACUGAUAGAAAGGCGAGCCACCCAGGAUAAGUUCAUCAUGAUUGGAGGCAUGCUGUUGACCUGCAUCUUCAUGUUCCUGGUAAUCAGAUACCUGGGCUGACCACCAUCCAUCCACAGCGGCCAUUGUGAUCAGUCGUGGACCUUUCUGCAGCACAUUAUCCCUCACGAUGUGAAAAGUGGCAGAAUUGAAUUUUUAACAUCCGAUUUGAAUAUAUUUUUAAUAGUGCCAAUAUAGUUUUUUUUUUUUUCCCCCCACCAUUUAAAUUAUUUUGAGCACCUGCAAAAUGUUAAGGUUAGACCUUAAUUACAUUGAGUAUUUUAUUCCACUUGAAGCUACAAUAGAGCAUUGCACUGUAUCAUAGGUCUGCUGCUUUCCUCAGAGGACUACCACAAAUCCAUAACCUAGUCAUUUUAUCAAAACCACUUCAUCACUCUUGUGACUACCCAAGUGGCUUUUUCAAAAAUACUUAAAACUGAUCUUCAUACUUUACUUGCUCUUGCCUCCAGUGAAAAGCUAUUUGUUUUGAUCCUGAAUCUGUCAGUGUUAUUCUGCCUUGUUGGUUCUUAAAUAGAAACAUCCUGAAGAAUAUUUUGUUUUAUGUUUAUCAUGUACAUAACAGCAAUAUGAAUCUGUUCUGAAAGACAAUGGAAGCAGCAAUUCAUUUAUCGUUAAAUUCUUUUUCCAAUAUAAGCUUGGGUCUAGUCUCACUAUGGGCGUGAUUGAGUUCUAAUGUAAUAAAACAUGUUUGAUUUCCUUUGUAUAUCUCUAUCAAAUGACUGCUGGAAUCAGCGGUUCACAGGAGGGAAGUAUAGUGGAAACUGAAGGGUGUUAACUCAGCUGUCAAGUUUCUUUUUUCACUGCUUUCACAAGUCUAUUCAAGGCAACUAGGGCACCAUCUAGUGUUGGUUGACUGUUCCCAAUGACGCUGGUGUUUCCAUGUUUGUGACUGAAUGGUUAUGUUUACGUGUGAAUUUCAUUAACCCUAUAGAUUAUCAAACACAUGAACUCAAGAUUUUAUUUGCUAAAACAGUAAGUUUUUAAAAAAUACAGAGUUGCUACUGUAAAACAAAUCAGUCAUUUACCACCCCAGCCCAUCUUAACCCAGCUGAUUUAGAAACAAAUGUAAUAAAAACACAUGUGACCAUCUUCCAUCAA